Messenger RNA from Schistosoma turkestanicum, 2567 nucleotides. Lineage: Eukaryota; Metazoa; Platyhelminthes; Trematoda; Strigeidida; Schistosomatidae. The record is from the annotation of a GenBank genome assembly.
AAAAAUAUUGGAUAUUGAAUACGCGGGUCUUUCAGACUACUGACUGUAAUAGUUUGCAAUGUCGUUCGUCCCCAACUUCCCACCUUCCCUCCUGCAACGCAUCAAAAGCGAUGACACCGGGGACGAAAAGAAAAGAAGCAAGGAUGAUUAUAGGAAGAUGAAAGAACUCGAAGAGGCCCGGAAGUUAGCUGUGAUGCCGGCAAUGAAAGAUGAAGAAGGUCGGGACAUUAAUCCUCAUAUUCCACAGUAUAUUAUGCAAGCGCCGUGGUAUUAUGGUGCCUUACACCCAACUUUGCGGCACCAGCGGAUACAAGAUGAAAAGAAGCGUGAGGAUACUUCUGGAAAAAUGAAAGGCUCUAGCGCCCUUAAUGUCUGGUACAAAAGAGGAAUACCCCAAAUCAAACAAAAGGUUACUUUCUACCGAGAUGGAGCGUGUGAAAAUUGUGGGUCUAUGUCGCACAAACGUAAAGAUUGUCUCGAGCGUCCUCGUAAAGUUGGUGCUAAGUAUACUGGUCUUGAUAUUGCUGGAGAUGAGUGUCAGCAAGUAACUCUGGAUUUGGACUAUGAGGGUAAACGUGAUCGGUGGAAUGGAUAUGACCCAUCGGAACAUAAAAGGAUAUUCGAAGAGUAUCAGAGACUCGAAGAGGCAAGAAAAAUAGCCAAAGCAAAAAAAUUAGAAGAAAAAUUAGCUAAGGCAGCAGAAGGAAGUGGUGGGCAAGAAGAACCUGCAGCCUCUGCCGCCAAACCCAGCUUGGAUGACGAUGGCGAUUUCGAUGCCGAAGAUGGUGACAAAUAUGGUGAUGAGUUGGAUAUGCCUGGGCAAAAGUUUGAUAGUAAGCAACGUCAAUCCAUCCGUAACUUGCGUAUUCGUGAGGACACUGCUAAAUAUCUAUUCAAUUUGGAUCCUAACAGUGCCUACUAUGACUCUAAAACCCGUGCUAUGCGCGGUAAUCCUUUCGAAAACAGUGGAAAACCUGAAUCCGAAGUUCCUUUUGCUGGGGAUAAUUUUGUGCGUUAUGACGGAGAUGUUCAGGACAUGAUUGAUCGACAAGUAUUUGCUUGGGAAAUGCACGAUAAACUGGGCUUAGAUGUUCAUUUACAAGCAGAUCCAACUCGUCUGGAAUUGUUAGCUAAAAAGGUGUCUAAAGCCAAAUGUGAUGUCCAAAACAAAGUACGUGCAGAAAUCCUUGAACGUUAUGGUGGCCAUGAACAUCUGGAAUCGAUCCCGAAAGAAUUAAUACUUGGUCAAUGGGAAUCAUAUGCCGAGUAUUCUCCUACAGGUCGUAUGAUCAGAGGAGCUGAAAAACCAACAGUCAAGUCCCGUUAUGAAGAAGAUGUCUUUGUCAACAAUCAUACAAGUGUGUGGGGUUCAUAUUGGUUCAAUGGUCAAUGGGGCUAUCGGUGUUGCCACUCGCUCAUCAAAGAAUCUUAUUGCUUAGGAGAAAAAAGUAAGGAAACGAGUUUCCCGGAAGUUCCAGAUGGACCAACAGCUGUAGCUUUGCUAAAACCACCACCCAUGCCUACAGAUGCUGAUACCAACUUUGUCGAUGAAGCUGACUCGGAGAAUCAUACAAAUAGAGAUAUUUCGAAGCACAAAAAACGAAAACGGACCAAAAGCAAAUCAGCUUCAAGUCGUUCUAGUUCAAGCUCAUCCUCGAGUUGCAGUAGUGAUUCUUCAGAGGAAGGAAUAGUAGAUUGUGUAAACGAGAGUGAUAACCAUCGGGAAACAGUUAUGGAACAGCCAUAUUCUAGGGUUGUAUCAGCUGACGAUGUAGACGAACAUCAUGUAGAUACAAAAACCAUAGAGAAUAAAAGCAAAGAGUUAGCACGAUCAGAGACGCGUCGUGAGCGUAUUCGUGUUCAGCGCGCUGAUAAGAAGAAGAAACGAAAAGAUCAUCUCAAAAAGUCCUCCAAAAGCAAGCACAAACGUAAGCGGAAUCAUAUUUCCAGUUCGUCUGCAGAAUCUGAGGAGGAUGUGGAAGAAACACAAGAACGGUUAAUUCAAGAAGCAAUAAAAAAGGAAAGAGAACGUUUGAAAGCAGUAGAUGAAUAUCUUGCAAUGGAUGAGCGUAAACGACCAUAUAAUUCACUUGCCGAAGUUAAAGCUCCUACUGCAGAGGAGAUGGAAGCCUAUUAUCGUACUAAAGUUAAUCGCGAUGACCCGAUGUCACAUUUUGUAUGACCAACAAUGGGAUGUAUGUUGUACAGAUUAUUUUUAUUUAUAAUAUAAGUUUAUUUUAUUUUAGUUUUUGCACACGUUACAGGAAUUUCCCUCGAAUUAUUCUUCACCAGCAGAAACCCUGCCGUCUUGUUGAUAAGAGUGGAUCAACCAAUAAUAUUUGAGUCAAACCCCCACCAUUUAAAACUAAUUUAGUUCCAGACUGCCUAUUAGUUUGACCCGUUUUUUAACUACAAAUCAUAAAAUUGCACCAGUUAUACAAACAUGACUAACCCCUUGUUAUUGAUUUGGCUGUCUGCUACUCUUAGUGGUGUUGUAAUCGGCAACUAUUUUCUGUGUUUUUACUAAUCAUAUCAAUUUACAUUUUCGAAACAUGAUUGUUGGCCAU